This is a messenger RNA of Acanthisitta chloris (rifleman), 2331 nucleotides long. RefSeq names its product protein tyrosine phosphatase domain containing 1 (gene PTPDC1). The coding region runs from base 1 to 2331 and encodes 776 amino acids. The transcript is spliced from 9 exons. NCBI's taxonomy places the organism in Eukaryota, Metazoa, Chordata, Aves, Passeriformes, Acanthisittidae. Gene Ontology annotation, molecular function: protein tyrosine/serine/threonine phosphatase activity. Gene Ontology annotation, biological process: cilium assembly; protein dephosphorylation. The record is from RefSeq and is a predicted model, not a curated record.
AUGCAGGGCUCACCCCGCAGGCGCUCGGCAGUCAGCAUUUUUAGCCACUUUUUCCAGGGCCGGAGGCAUUCCUCCUCCGAUCCCCUCCUGCGCCUGAGCCAGCGGCGCCGGAGCUCGGUCGUGGAGCUGCUCUCCUCAUCGACCCACCGCGUUAUGGUGGCUCUGUCGUCUCUCAGUCCCGAGGAGCUGGAUGCAACUUUUCCGGAAAGAAAAAGGAGUUCGAGACGUCCCACAGCAAAGUACACCAAGGUGGGGGAGCGACUUCGGCACGUCAUCCCUGGCCACAUGCAGUGCUCCAUGGCGUGCGGAGGACGCGCCUGCAAGUACGAGAACCCAGCGCGCUGGAGUGACCAGGAGCAAGCCAUCAAAGGCCUCUACUCCUCUUGGAUAACAGAUAACAUACUGGCUAUGGCUCGACCCUCAACAGAAUUAAUUGAGAAGUACAACAUUAUUGAGCAGUUUGAAAGAUGUGGCAUAAAAACCAUAAUUAACCUUCAGCGUCCCGGGGAGCACGCGAGCUGUGGGAAUCCACUGGAACAAGAGAGCGGCUUCUCCUACCUUCCUGAAGCUUUUAUGGAGGCUGGAAUUUACUUUUAUAAUUUUGGAUGGAAGGAUUAUGGAGUGGCAUCUCUCACUACUAUACUGGACAUGGUAAAAGUCAUGGCUUUUGCCCUGCAGGAGGGGAGGGUGGCUGUGCACUGCCACGCAGGACUUGGGAGGACAGGUGUUCUCAUAGCUUGCUACUUAGUUUUUGCCACAAGAAUGAGUGCUGAUCAAGCAAUUCUUUUUGUCAGAGCAAAAAGGCCUAAUUCUAUCCAGACCAGGGGGCAGUUACUGUGUGUCAGAGAAUUCACUCAGUUCUUGGUACCUCUGCGGAAUGUGUUUGCAUGCUGUGAGCCCAAGGCACACACAGUGACCCUGUCCCAGUACCUGACCCGGCAGAGACAUCUGCUCCACGGCUAUGAGAGCAGACACCUCAAACAUGUGCCAAAACUGAUUCAUCUGGUUUGCAAAUUGUUGCUUGACUUGGCUGAAAACAGACAAGUGAUAGAGGCAGAGCUAUUGGAUGUCCAGGACCUCUCAGCUGAGAUCGAGGAGACUGUUUCUCGGCUGGUGUCCACACAGCUAGACCAAGAGUUCAUCAGGCAGGACAGUGACGUGUCAGACUCCUCCCACAGCCACUCCGCUUUUGAGACCCAGGAUUCUCAGUUCUCCCUGGGACAUGACUGUGAUUCUCUUUGGAAACGAAAGAAUGUCGAAUGCCUUCAGCCUCUUACUCAUCUGAGAAGGCGUCUGAGCUAUAGUGAGUCAGAUUUAAGGAGAACUGAGUUUCUUGUAGAACCAGACGACACUGUCUGGAGAGUGCCUGCUCAGAUAUUACUGCACAACAAACUUAAACAGAACAGUGGUGAGGAAUGUGAACCAAAGCCACAGCUGGGAUUAAACAAAGAAGUAUUAGUGCGUAACACAUGCAUGUUCUGGAGUCAAGGCAAAUUUAAUCUGGAUGGACGAAGAGAUGGAUCCUCACUUUAUCACAGAAGGAACUCUACCAAAGAAGUACAACGCAGCAGAACCUUUUCUUCAGGCCUCACCUCUAUCCACAAUCCCAGGGAACCUGGAACACCGAGAGACAACUUUGCCAAUGAGAUGGGUCAUAGGAAGAAGUACAAGAUUAAUAUGUAUGGCAGAAGAAUCUCUGUCUCUGAGGACUCUGAUUCUUCUUCUUCUUCCAAAGCAAACUCUUCCAUUGGAUAUGAAAGCCAAGGUAGCCGAGAUGUGUCAGAGACAAUUCCACACAUUGUUGUGCAGUCAGAGCUAAGUUUGGAAGCCCGAAGAGUUUUAGCAGCAAAAGCACUUGCAGAUAUAAAUGAAUUUCUGGGAGAGGAUGAAGUGAAGCAGAAGGUAGAAAUGUGGCAGAAAGAACUGAAUUCUCGAGAUGGAGCUUGGGAUAAAAUCUGCACUGAGAGAGAUCCUUUUAUCCUCUGCAGCUUGAUGUGGUCCUGGAUAGAGCAGCUGAAAGAACCUAUUAUAUCCAAAGAUGAUGUUGACAUGCUGGCAAAAAAUUGCACAGAAGCACAGGAUGCACUCUACUUGCUGAGAAAGGAACAGUGUCAGACUAUCCUUUGUAUUUUACACUGUGUGGUGAACUUGCAAAUGUUGCCAGCAGAUGUGGAGGAGGCCUUACUUGCUCGUGCUAUUAAAGCUUUCACUAAGACAAGCCUUGAUUCUGAAGAUGGACCAUACGUUUACGAUACCUUGAAAAACGUAUUUAAACAAACCCUGGAAGAAAAAAGGAAAAGGAUUAAGGAAGGAACAGAGAAUCCUUCUUGA